Molecule: messenger RNA, 2361 nt
Organism: Saccharomyces cerevisiae S288C
Lineage: Eukaryota; Fungi; Ascomycota; Saccharomycetes; Saccharomycetales; Saccharomycetaceae
Gene: YRM1
Product: Yrm1p
Exons: 1
Coding region: 1-2361 (786 amino acids)
Biological process (GO): regulation of DNA-templated transcription
Cellular component (GO): cytoplasm; nucleus
Molecular function (GO): DNA-binding transcription factor activity, RNA polymerase II-specific; zinc ion binding
Source: RefSeq, marked reviewed
AUGAGUAAGCGGGGUAGUUUACAGGAUAGAGCUUCCCCAUCGGAGGAAACUGUAAAGAAGGCGCAGAAGAGACGGAAACCAAUAAAGUCAUGCGCUUUUUGUAGGAAAAGGAAAUUACGUUGCGACCAGCAGAAGCCAAUGUGCUCAACUUGUAAGACGAGGGGUCGUUCUGGUUGCCUGUAUACAGAGAAAUUCACCCACAAAAUAGAAACAAAAGAGUUAUUUGGCAGUACUCCGAACAUUGAACUGUUGAAAAGGAUUGAGGAUUUAGAGAAAAGACUAGAUGACAAAGAGUUGACGGAGAAGGAUGUAGCGCUUAGUACGAGCCCAUUUAGGAACCCUUACGCUAAUUUUUACUAUUUACAAUGUAAAGGCUCGGGAAGAAGAAUAGUAUAUGGUCCUACAUCUUUGAGAACGCAUCUCUCAAACGAUGAUAAUCGGUUUGUAAACACGUAUAAUCAGCUCUGGUCCAAAGUGAAAAUCGAGAGAAACAGAUGGAAGGCUAGGCAUAAAUGGACAAUGAAGCCAGAAACUCAACUCCUAGAGGGACCGCCGUUAGAAAAGACAGGCUCUGACAUCUUGCAACAGGUUUGUAACGUUUUGCCAUCUUUUGAACAAUCGUCAAAGAUUAUAACAGACUUUUUCAAUACUGAACUGGAAACUAAUGAAGUUAGUGAAGUAUUAGAUAAAACCAAAAUAAUAAACGAUUUCACUUCCUCGUUUCUUCCAAGUGACGAACUGUUACCCAACGGUGAAAGGCGGAUUGAAAAGUUAUUACCAUCGACAAAGAAAAACUAUUAUAAGAUUGGAGUUAUUUUGAUGAUACUGUGUAUUCGCCAUUUCUACAAAAAUACUCCGGAAGAGAUAGAGAAAUUUCUCAUCAUGCUGACGGGACUGUCAACAGCUAAAGUAUAUUUCAUUGAACGCGCUCAAUUUCUCUUAUUGAAAUACUAUCAUCGAGAACUAAUUUGGGCGUGUGGAGACGAUUCGCAUAUGAUUAGUCUAGUUGACUUAUUAUGCAGCACGGCAAUUAUGCUGGGUUUACACUUGAAUAUAAGAGAAAUAUACAAAAAUCAAGAAAAUAUUGUGGGGAGUAUGGAAAGUUUGGAAAAUUUGUGGGUUUGGAUUAUAUUAUCAGAUUUCAAUGUUUCUUUAAAUAUUGGGAGAUGUUUGGCGAUUAACUCAUCCUAUUUUCAAGUCGAUGAAUGCGAGAAUGGUGAGAGGUUGCCUAAAAAUACAAACAAUUAUUCAUCGACGGUUUUUUUCGAUCAGUCAAAUUCCUGCAUGGGCAAGCUUAAAAGGUUUUUAAGAUUAGCUCGACCAAUGCUAGAUCAAAUUUAUGAUAGAAGCGCAUUUCCAGACUUAGCCGAAAAUUGUAAAAAACUAAGAAACUUUGUAGAGACUGAAUUCCACCCAAUAUCAUAUUACACUGACAGUGAGUUAAUAUCUAAAGUUCCUUUGUGCGAGAUUAAAGUGCUUGCGCAGGUUUUGAAUUUGUUGUUGACGUUUUAUUCCUUGAGGUAUUUGAUUUACAAGGAAAAAAGCGUUGUUUUAGAGAACAACAUCCUGCAAACCAUUUUGGUCUCUUUUUCCCUUGUCAUCAAUACGACCAUACUGUGUUUUAACCUAGAUGAGAAGCAUUUUCCUGAGUUUUUUGAUCAUAAUUGCGUUCAUUUACCGCCAUUUAUGGCCUUGUCUUUAGUAUACACAAAUUUCCUUUUUCCUAGGGCCUCUACUGGCUUUUGUGCGUUUUUGUAUCAUAAGUUAACUCUUUUUGAGAAGGGCUAUUAUCUAUCAUCCAACAUCAAAGAUCAAGAAGUCACAGAUUGGGAUUUGUCAACCUUGAAUAUCCCGUUGGAUAAAGCUAUGAACUUACUUACUGCUUUCAAAAUACAUUCAGAUAUAUUUGCUAAAUGGUCUAAUGAUAACAACAAGCAGUUAAGAAUUAUUAUGGCUCGCUCUUAUACAUUUGUUAUCAACAUCGCCCUGGAAAGCAUAUAUAGAGCUGUUUUGGAAAAAGUAAUCAAAUAUAGAACCGAGGUCGAAAACACAUGGUUACAACAACUCCAAGACGAAUUGAAUGGGUCCUAUUCGCUCACUGACAAUGUAAAUACUCCAAUCGAUCCCAGUUUAAGUGACCUGGGCGUCACAAGCGCCAGUCCAUUGGCGGGAAAUUCUCCAGGAUUACCCCCGGAGGAAGUGCGAAAUAACAGCGAAAACGCUUCGCAUAACAAUGAAACUGGGCCAAUUGAGACUGAACUGGCACAGACAAUAUCCAACGAAUUUUGGACGGCGUACAACCUUGGCUGGGAGGAACUAAUGAGUCAGCCAGAUUAUAAAUAUUUAUUUGAUACGCAGUAG